AUGGACUGUCUCGGCUACGUGAGCGCUGGUAGCGAGGCGGACCAGCCCGACGACUCCUGUUGCGAGGGCGUCCUGGCGGCGGCGCAGCUCGGCCUUCCCUGCCUCUGCGAGGCCCUCCACGAGGCGGCCUUCAUGAAUGUCAACCUCAACAUCUCCCGCGCCGCCCGUCUCGCCGCCGCCUGCCAUGUCUACGUUCCCCCCUCCACCAGCUGCAACGGUACAAUGGAUGCGGGCAUGUGAUAAUGCACUCUCCGUGACAUAAUUAUUAUUUAGAAGUAUAUUGUAGAUAGCAAAUUGAAUCCCUAUAAUCCAGUCGAAUGAUGUUGACGACGACAUUCUUUGUAAUCUCUCAGCGACACGCUCUCCACACGCUGGUGGGGCUCCUGCUGGUAUGGAAACUCUUCAUAAUACAUCGUGAAGCUCUCUGUGAUUACUGCGUCCCCCCGAGUUACCACCUCCGCCUGAUAUUUUGCUUGCCAUAGUGCCGUCGAAGCCACAGACUGCUGUAUCUUCUUCUCCGUCACCGUUGCCGGCGCCGGCGGAACCGCGCCGCCUGGUCUCUCCCGCCGAGCCCCCCACAACGACGACUCUCGGAUCUCCAGCGCCGGUGGAACAGCGCCGCCCGUUCUCUCCUGCCGAGUCGCCUCCAUCGACUCUCAAAUCCCCGGCGACUGGGACGGUGACGGUGACGGUGCCCUCAGGGUGUUCAUCUCUCGCGGUUGGUCUCGUCUGUCUCGUGCUCGGUGUCACUGUCACUGCAGCGUCUCUCCAAAUAUAACACAGAGAUUGAAAGAGAGAGAGAGAGUUGACCAUCCAUAUCCCGAUGACGUGGGGAUUUUAUGGAUAAAUGGAUCUCUAUAGGUUUACAUGAGAUAUAUACGAAAAUGUAGUACAACCGGCCGCAAAACAGCGUGAUAGUGUUUAUACUAUGGUGACUUUAACGGCGAGGGGAUUUGUCGCAGAUUCGGAAGUCGCCCAGAACCUGAAGUUCAGGAAGGUUAUUGGGAAGAGGGUGGGGUCUGCCGCCAGAGGAAGGAGGAGGAGGCUUGCCGGAGAAAGAAGGGAUGGGUAGGGAGAUCGACACUUGGAAAAAUCUCAUAUAAAGCCAAAAUAUCAGUAAGAGAACUAUGUCGGCACCAUGUUGGUGUGAGGGACCAGAGAAUCCUUCCUCGGCGAGAUGCCUCCAAGAUGGCACCUUGCCUCUCCGCAAAAAUGACAACCGGCUAGCUUUCUCCGCACAUGACAGUUUGAGAGACGUUGACUUUUUGCCCACCCAGCGAGAUUAUACAUGAUGGCUGCCGCGUCAAAAGCGAAGGACCUGAUCUCCGGGUGGGGUUUCAACGGGCCAUAUGUUGGGCCAGAGAAAACUCCGAUGGCUGACCCGUGGAUGGUCUCUGAGGGAAGACCGACGGAUGGAUGAAGAAAAAGUGAAAUCCGAAGUGGGACAAGAGUCGGGCCGUGGGGUAAGCUCGAGCUGA
Spirodela intermedia is the source of this 1478-nucleotide messenger RNA. The record is from the annotation of a GenBank genome assembly. Lineage: Eukaryota; Viridiplantae; Streptophyta; Magnoliopsida; Alismatales; Araceae.